Klebsormidium nitens is the source of this 465-nucleotide messenger RNA. NCBI's taxonomy places the organism in Eukaryota, Viridiplantae, Streptophyta, Klebsormidiophyceae, Klebsormidiales, Klebsormidiaceae. The record is from the annotation of a GenBank genome assembly.
AUGAAACCCCUGGAGCCUACGGAGAAACAAACCCAGCUGAAUCCGGGGUCAGAAACAAGCCAACCCCCCCCCCCGAUCGCGAAUCCUCCCCCUCUCGAGAACACGGCCAAGCCCACGCAGCUGACCGCACCGAAUCCUAACCCCGAAGCCGCGGGUGCCAAAACGGACGCAGCCCGCCCCAACAGCCAAACUCAACAGACUCCCGGCAAUAUCCCUGCCGUGAACUUUCAGGCUCUUGUGCAAGAGAACGCACAGAAGGGACAGAAUGAUGAGACGCACAGACUUUCCCUACUCACUCAGUCGCUGCAAGAGGACGUGGCCAAGCUGAUGCAGGCGCAGCAUGAAAAAGAGGACCAGAUGCGGUCGCUCCAGUCGGCCAUGGGCAGCAUGCAGGAAGAGAACCGCUCCCUGCGCGACGAGAACGAAAUCACAGACACGCGCUGUGACAUCGGUUUCCAAUUCUGA